CCUCAGACUGGAAAGUUUUAUCUGCAGAUACUUAGAGAACAAUUCAGACCAUCACAGACCUUCACACAGCAGACGACACUCCAUCUCACACAGACUCCAUCAUGAGCUCAGGAAGUCAAUACCGAUGGGCUGAAGAAAACUUACAGCUGCCGCCUGGGGCCUCUCGUAUGGAGCUCUCAGGGCCCGUUAACUGUAAAAUCUACGAGAUGUACCUCGGUACCACCAGCUCCAACGCCGACAUGAUCCUGAGUUCAGGCUUCAGACAGUUUUCUGACGGGAUGCUGGGUCGAGGAGUCUACCUCAGCAGGUCCCUGGAGAAAGCCAGCCGCUACCCGAUCGGGCACCCAGAGUACGACAGGGUGGUCAUCAAGGUUCUGCUCAAGGUAGGGAAGGCGGAAGCCAUCUACCAUGCUGCCCCCCUCCAGAAAACCUGGCACGACCUCAGCUACGACACCUGGGUGGCGCCACGCGGUUGCAUGGUGAGAACCGACCUGGAGGACUGUGUGUUGGGCCCGGCCAGCAUCCAGCUCAUCGGCACCAUCCGGCCCCAGCCCAUCAACGGUCCAAUUUGCUCCUGUGGUUGUGAGGUUUUAUCUGCAGGCACUGGCAGAACGACACGGACCAACACAGACCUUCACACUGCAGACGAAACUCCAUCUCACACAGAUUCCAUCAUGAAUCUAGGAGGUCUAAUCCAAUGGGCCGAAGAGGACUUCCAGCUGCCGCCCGGGACCUUACGUAUGGAGCUCUCAGGCCCCGUUAACGGUCAAACCUACGUGAUGUACCACGGUACCACCCGCUCCAACGCUGACCAGAUCCUGAAUAAUGGCUUCAGGCAGUCUUCUGACGGGAUGCUGGGUCGAGGAGUCUACCUGAGCAGGGACCUGGAGAAAGCCAGCCGCUACCCGCUCCGGCACCCCGAGUACGACAGGGUGGUCAUCACGGUUGUGGUCAACGUGGGGAAGGUGAAACGCAUCGACUAUCAGAAACAUCCCCUCCAGAAAACCUGGCACGACCACGGCUACGACACCGCCUGGGUGCCGCCACGCUGCGGCAUGGUGCCCAGCGGCCUGGAGGAGAACUGUGUGUGGGACCCGGCCAGGAUCCGGAUCAUCCGCACCAUCCAACCCAAGCCAGCACCCAACAUUCAGGAUCGACCUGACUGCGCCUGCAGCUAAUGCAGAUUCUUUUAGUGUCUUCAAAUGUAUGUUUUAUAACUUUGAAUUAAAAGAUAAAAAACAAAGUGUCAUUGGAAUAUUUUGAAUAAAAGUGGUGGACUUGAGACAGACAGGUUCACAAAAACAGGACGAGACACAAAACGAUGAAAAAAAACCCAUGAAAACACAAUUAUCAAAAUACCUAAAAGGGCCUCUCUCUGUAUCAGCCUCCCUCCUUCCCUGCCUCCCUCUCAGAGUGCAUGCUGUGUGUGUGUGUGUGUGUGUGUGUGUGUGUGUGUGUGUGUGUGUGUGUGUGUGUGUGUGUGU
Molecule: messenger RNA, 1484 nt
Organism: Salarias fasciatus (jewelled blenny)
Lineage: Eukaryota; Metazoa; Chordata; Actinopteri; Blenniiformes; Blenniidae
Exons: 4
Coding region: 102-1178 (358 amino acids)
Cellular component (GO): cytoplasm
Molecular function (GO): NAD+ poly-ADP-ribosyltransferase activity
Source: RefSeq, a predicted model, not a curated record